CCCUCCCUCUUUCUCUUGUCACCGUGUGUGUGUGUUUUUCGGGAGGUGGAGGAGGGAUGCCGUUUUCUUUCGCGAUCACAGAAAGCAAAUGUUAUGUUUUCCGACACAUCUUCGUGUUCGUGUUCCCACGCGGGAGGCUUUUUUAUUCCCCUGACAAACGCAGUGACGGUCACACCGAAUGAGAGGCGCUGAAGAUCGGACUGGACUGAGGGGAAGAACCGGAGACUGGCUGGGAGGGAGGCAGCACAUCCGCUGCUUUCUUUAAUUCAACCGCAGCUUGCAGUUGAUUUUAAUCCCAAGGCCUGGCACGUUUGUCUGUCGCCUUCUUCAAAUGUUGUCUUAUACGGUCCUUGCCUCUGUUUCCGUGACUAUUUCUCCGCGACAGCUGUCGUUUUGACGUUUGUCACCCAGAAAAAUAUUCGCCAGCAAACGGGGGGGCAGAAACUCCCCCUUUCUUCUCUCAACUCCAACCCGCGGUGGUCGCGCAGAGACCUUCUGUCCUUCUCUUUAACCCUUAUAAGUCGCCCCAAUGGUUGCGUUAUUUUUGUUUUCUCACCAGAAGACUAUGCAGCUGAGAGGAAAGCGAUCACCACCGGGAUUGUUUUAUUAAUAACGACCCAGCCAGUAUCCACCAUAAUGGUACGAUAGCGUCUGGGAAAGGAUUGGGGGGGAAGUGAAAAGCUAAGUGGAGGGUGUGUGUGUGUGUGUGUGUUGGGGGGGUGUUCAGUCUGGGCUGGGGUGUUUCUUUUCCUUCAAGUGAGGCUGUGCUGGUACCAACAACACCACACAGACAGACAUGAGGUGAAUGUAGCGAAACAUUUUGGGUUUUUUACGCAUCAUUUUAAGCUGGAUCACGGUCUUGCUGAUCCGUGCUGCCUUCACGGACUGUGACAAUGAGGAUUGUAUGAGAAGUGCAGCUGUUUGCCCCCCCCCCACUCCCCCCCCCACCCCCGAUACACAGAGCCUGGUGUGACUGACAACCAGGCUAAUCUGGGGUGUUUUUUCUUUAACCCAGUGUGAGCACAAACCCACUUCUUUAUUUUCUCUUGGACGGCGAAGCGCACUCAGGACGAACAUGUCUUUACGCACGGCACUGCCUGGGAACGAGAGGAACCCGGACCAUCAUACCUCGCUGUCGGCCAGCCGCUCAGAGAAGAGCACCGGCUGGUCGAGCCGCUCGCUUGGUGCCCGAUGUCGUAACUCCAUCGCCUUGUGUUCAGAUGAGCAGCCACACAUUGGAAACUACCGGCUACUCAAAACCAUUGGCAAGGGCAACUUUGCCAAGGUCAAGCUGGCACGACACAUACUGACCGGCAAAGAGGUUGCAAUAAAAAUCAUCGAUAAAACACAACUUAACCCAACCAGCCUACAGAAGCUGUUUCGGGAGGUGCGCAUCAUGAAAACUCUCAACCAUCCCAACAUAGUGCAGUUGUUUGAGGUGAUUGAGACUGAGAAGACUCUUUACCUGAUUAUGGAGUACGCCAGCGGAGGCGAAGUGUUCGACUACCUCGUGGCUCAUGGUAGAAUGAAGGAGAAAGAGGCCAGAGCCAAGUUCCGACAGAUUGUCUCAGCGGUGCACUACUGUCAUCAGAAGAACAUUGUUCACAGAGACUUGAAGGCGGAGAACUUGCUACUAGACGCUGACUCCAACAUCAAAAUAGCCGACUUUGGCUUCAGUAACGAAUUCUCUGCGGGCAGUAAACUGGACACGUUCUGCGGCUCCCCGCCAUAUGCCGCCCCAGAACUCUUCCAGGGGAAGAAGUACGACGGUCCGGAGGUGGACAUCUGGAGCCUUGGUGUCAUCUUGUACACGCUGGUCAGCGGGUCCUUGCCCUUUGACGGACAGAACCUAAAGGAGCUUCGGGAGCGUGUUUUGAGGGGAAAAUAUCGCGUGCCCUUCUACAUGUCUACAGACUGCGAGGGAAUCCUGCGCCGCUUCCUGGUCCUCAAUCCUGCCAAGCGCUGCUCGCUGGAGCAAAUAAUGAAAGAUAAGUGGAUUAAUGUCGGCUAUGACAGCGAGGAGCUGAAGCCCCACACAGAGCCUGUGGAGGACUUGAACGACACCAGCCGCAUUGAUGUGAUGGUUGGGAUGGGCUUCACCAGGGAAGAGGUCAGAGAGUCGCUGGUCAGUCAGAAGUACAAUGAGGUCACCGCCACGUACCUGCUGCUGGGACGCAAGAACGAGGCGGAGGGCAAUGAGUCUCGUUCAGGCAGCAGUCUCAGUCUAGCUCGAGUCCGACCCGGCACCAUAACCAACGGAACCAGCAAACACACCACUUCCUCUUCCUCCUCUGGUGCACCUACUUCCUCCUCUGGCCACAAGGCACAGCGCAGCGCCUCCACUUACCACCGCCAGAGACGACACUCUGACUUCUGUGGUCCCGCGGUUCCAGGAUCGACGCACCCCAAGCGGAGUCCCAGUGGCGUAGGCGAAGGGGCGGGGCUUAAGGAAGAGCGGCUGUCGAUCCGCAAGCCGAGCACCAACACCGUUGGCUCCCGUAGCAUCCCAACCCCCUCCAGUCCCAUGGUUAGCUCCGCCCACAACCCAAAUAAGUCAGAGAUACCCGACCGCCGCAAGGAAGUUACCUCGACCACAAAUAACAUCCCUGCUAGUGCCAUGACUCGAAGGAACACGUAUGUGUGUACGGACCGAUCCAACACUGAUAGACACACUCUGCUGCAAAAUGGCAAGGAAAACAGUUCUAUAUCCCACCGCCUUCCCCCCGCCUCCCCCUCAACUCACAGCAUCGCCGGUGCCUCUGGGGUCUCCUCCUCGUCCUCCACACCCUCCUCCCGUUUAUCCAGGGGAUCCACGGUGAGGAGCACUUUCCACGGAGGGCAGAUUAGAGACCGUCGGCCUCCCUCCCAUGCUCCCCCAGGUUCCCCAACGCCGUCCCAUGAUGCCAGCCCGCUGCCCCACGCCAGGACCCGGGCCACGACCAACCUGCUGAGCAAACUCACCUCCAAGUUGACCCGCAGGGUCACUCUUGACCCUUCUAAACGUCAGAGCUCAAACAAGUCCAUGUCGGGCUGCACCCUCCCACAGGGGACAAAAACAGUUAGUAAGUCUUCCUUUCCCAUGUUUUCUGGCUGCUUCUGUCUGUCUGACUGUCUGCCUGCUUGCCAGUACCCCGUCAUCCUGUCCGCCCCUCAUUCGCUGUCUGUCGCAGGUUGGAGUUUAGUUGUAUAAACAUUUAUCUGAGGCAACGCUACUUUACAGGCAGGAAUUUAAUCAGUUACAGUCAACCUUUAUGGUUCUGGCUCCAAGAAAAGCCCAGCUGUACUGAUGCGAAGUGGAAAAACUCCAAAAAUGUAAAAUGUUGUCUUCCUUUUAUUUCCCACAUGAAGUGUGAGUCUCUCUUGCAAGUUUCUCAUCAAAUGUAUGCUUCAUCAAAAAGACACUUAAGGCUUAAAGAGAGUUCCUUAAUUGAAAGAGGUCUUAAACGAAGUGGACAGUUAAAAUCCAAUGUAAUUGCAUAUAACAGGAUUGAGACUGAUAUAUUGGAUAUAGUAAAUUCUGGCAGUUAAAUAGUUUAUAGUUAAAUUAACCUGAUGGGAAUGUUUGCUUGUCGCUUCAGCACCAUCAGACCUGCAGCAAACGGUCACUACUGAAGCUCAUCAUCUUAUCAUCUCAUGAAGGGAAAGUUUUGAUUUUAGCGAAAACUAACUUUUAAACUUUUUUUUUCAAUUGGUUUAUCCAUCCAUCUAUUUUCUGCCACUUAAGACAGGUUUUCCAUCAUACUUUGAUACUUUUUCUGGUCUUAUCGUGAUACAGGAAGUUGGUGAGCACUGCAGAAACCCUGUCACCAUUCAGUCCAUCAUAGUUAUAUGUUGAAGGGAUAUUUACCUCAGUAUAGAUUACUGUCGUUUUACAGAAGACAGUAUAUUUUCCUCAGGUCCGCUCUGUUUGCACAAAUUCUGUUUUUCUAUGUCCAGUAACAGGCAGAGGUGGAUUAGAAUAUCCAGACUUUAAAGCAUCUCUUUAGAAAUGUAUGCUAAGGUUUAAAAGCUCUGACCAAGCAUGUUUAGGAGUCUUAAUUGCUAGAGCCAAGUCUAAGAAACUACAUCCCCAAAACUAUGGUCCCAGUUUAAAGAAGUGUAACUCCUUAUGCACGAUUGUUUCUUCCUAUAGAGCAGCUGUAUCUCAAAUUAGUGUGUUUGUGUGACUGAAACUCUAAUCAGCAGCUGCCUGCCUGAAUGUCUGUCUGUCUAGUUGGACUGUCUGUGUCUCUGCUGCUGCUUUACGAUGUAGCACUCACUAGAGGCUGUCGGUUGUACUGCACCUUCCAACAAAACGCAAAACAGACAUCGGUUUUCUGGAACAACUAGAGGUGAAGUUUGAGUUUUAGAUGCAGGUUUUUACUUUGCACUUAUUACUAGAUAGUCUCUUCGCCUGUUUGCUUGUGUAGGCACAAAUCCACAGUCACACGUGACACACACACACACACACUCGUUUUUAGAUUAAACAACCCUAUGUAGAUGUUUGUGUUUCCCCUGGAGUAUGUGAGUUUAUUGCAACUAGUCUGAGUCAUGUAAUCAACACCAUAUGUUUGCUCGUGCUGUUAACAAAGCAGCAGUCCUUCAGCAGGAGAGGAUACCGGACAGACAGGAAGCAGGGAGGCGUUAUUGUCACAAGACAGAGGUUAUUGAGGUAAACAGCUUUGUUACUGGUACAGGUAGUGUGCAUUACUGUUUUAGGGGCAGUAACUGUAUAAUUGUAUUUAUGGCCAAAAUAGACACCACUGUGAAACACUUCCUGAUAUCCAGCUUGAUUGAAAAUGUUUCAGUGUAGUUUUUGGAAUCCAUGCUUUAGAAGAGCAAAAGCUUCUUUAUACGGCCAACUUUAUGCAUUUUUCUUUAUCAAAAGGUGAUUUUCUCUCACACACACACACACACACUCUGUAAACAGAUCCUCUACACUGCGAUUCAAAGAUUUUCAACAUUAUAUAUGAUAAUCCAUAUAGCGGUAUGGUUCUAAACUUGUUGUUGUGGGUGGGCUUGGUGUUCAUAUAUGUAACUAUGUUCUGUCAAUAUGCUGCUAUUUUGGGCAGGUCUCUCUUGAAAAAGAGGUUUUAAAUUCCAUUGAGAUCAUCAGGUUAUAUGAAGGUUAAAUAAAUAAAUAAGGAGUAAGGAGGAAACCUGUGGUCAAGGAGGCAUGGAGUGUUUUAUACCAUUAUUAAGAGCCUAGACUGUAGUGUAAGCACAAAACAUUGUGUUUUGAUUUUGUGCUAAGCUGUUGCUGUCUCUCUUUGAGAACUAAAUGUUGAGAUUAUAAUAAGGUAAAUUAUAAAACAUUAUUAUAAAAUAAUAUCUUUCUUUAGUACACUUUACAUACUAAGGCUAUAACUAACAACAAUUUUCAUUAUCUAAUGAUCUGUCAAUUAUUGUCACGAUUAAUUAAUUAAUGACACUCACAGUUGCUCAGUCCAAAUUGACAUCUUCAAAUGUCUUGUUUUGUCUGAACAGCAAUCAAAACCCAAGUUUACAGUUGUAGAAGAUAAAGGAAACUCAAAAGAAUUGUUGCAAAUGAAUUUUCUGUCGAUUAGCUGAUUGAUAAACCGUGUCGCAUGUCUAGUAGAUACAUAUACUGUAUAUAGAUAUAGAGAGAGCUUUUCUUUACUGAUUUGAAGUUAGAUUGCGUCUCCCAUUGUGAUCACAUGGACAAAUAAUGAGGUUUACAGUUUGUAAUACUUUGUAAAAAGUGCUAGCAAUACUGUUUAAAUGACCUGUUGUGAAAAUUCUGAUUUGGCAUACUUAAGUUGUAAAGAUUCAUAUCUGGGUAAAAAUGCGCAAUUCAGUCUGCGUCAUUGUAGCUUUGAAGCAGUGACAUUACGAGUACACAGCAUGUGUCUGAGCCCCUUCCUGGAGCAGAUGCUUGUAAGAAGAAGCAUCUCAGCCUGCUGCAGUCAUCCUGACUGACUGACCCAGCGUCGCUGCCGUUUUAAAUCUGGAUUAGUUAUGUAACUAGGAUUUAUCCUUCUCUUAAACGGGGAUCUUGCACAGUUCUCUCUCAAGAUACAAGCAGAUUGUCCUCUUACACUACUGUCUCUCCCUCUGUCACUUUCUGCUCUUAUUACCUCACUUUGAGCCCUCCCUGCUUCUCUCUCACCUCCCAGCCGUUACACAGAUUAACUGCACAAGAGUCUGUCAUCACAUACUCUUUUUCACAAAACACUUCCCACUUUUACUCUUCCAUGAAGAUGUGAUAAGACUUGUCUUGCUCAGGGGGCACCUUGGCAGCAGUUUCUAAAGGAGGAAGCAAAGUGUUACUCACAUUCUUUACCCAGACAAGAAAGGCAAGGUCAUAAUCUAGAUGGGACACCACCAAUUCAGCGGUCACAAAACAUUUACAUAAUUACUGCGGUACACCCAAGUACAGGCAAGGUUUCAAAAGAUGGCCUUAUAUAGGUAAACAUUUGUACUAGUUACCGAUUCUUCCAGAAACAUAAUGGUCAAGUUUGGAACAUUUGAUUGUUAUUAAUCCAACAGGAAUGACCUUCCAGAUAUUUGCUGGAUGAUUGUUUGGUUGACAUUUACUCAUAAAAUGCUGAUGGGUUUCCCACCGACUGUGUGGAUUAGCAGCAAUCUCUCCAUGUACUUUAAGAGAGGUGUCACAGGUGUAGGACUGCAGCUAGAUUUAAUGCCCUGCAGCAGCUCCUCAGUCAAAUCCAGGGUCAUGUUAGAUUAGGUUUCAUUUUCAGGCAAAUCUUUCAAUGAAAUCUCACUGCUCACUCCUCCAGGCCACCCCUAGUUCCUGGAAUAUAGAUCAGGUUACGGGCUUGGUAGGAAAGAAGUGCUCAGUCUGCACACAGAAAGUAGCAACAGUAGCACCUGGUGGCCAUGAAACAGAAGUGCAACAAGCUGCCCUAAACUCAGUAGUACCUGCCAGCCUGUAUGUCCUUUAGCAGGAGCUUACAGUAUGUGUGACUCUUUAAUAUGGCAUGCUGAAUGCAAUAAGCUACUAGUAUAUACUAAUAUGAUUGGAAGAUGAGACUUGUCACCAUAAGCUUCAAGAAAGCACAACAUAGGAAGAUUCCACAUAACUUCAAUAUAAAAAAACCUGCAGGUACAUUUAAUAAAACUUGAAAUGUAGAGAGGGAUGUUAGCAACAGUAGUAGUGCAUAAAUGAAUGAAGGGCGUGCUGUAGGAGUAAUGUAUGCUGUAAUACAAGAGGAAAAGGAUCAGAACCAAAGCUAAGACAAAAGUUGGCAGGAAAGAUGCCGACAACUAACACCUGUUUAUGUAACUUUGUACAGGGAAGCUUAUAGACAACUGGCUGUCGAAAGGUUUUAUAAUCUAUUUUGUCUCAAUAUACAUUAUUAGUUUAUGUAAUAACGUUAUCUUGUGAUCCUAUGAAGUAAUCCAUAAUUAUGUUAAUGAUUUGAACCUCAUCUGUUCAGUGUUUUUUGUUAUUGCAGAUCUAGGAUCAGUGUUGGUUCCAAAUCAGCUCCACACUUUUAACUAUUAUGUAAAUAAAAUCAUUUUUUAAAUAAUGUAUCAUGCAAAGAGCUAAUCUGUCCUAAUUUAUAUAUAUAUAUAUAUUUAUUUAUUAUUAUAAACCUGGCAACACUGAGGAGUGUGCAUCAUACUGGAUCAGAUAUGUUCAACAUGACUAGCUGAUAUUAAUUGGUUCCUGUCAAUCACCUGAGAGCCAAAGAAAGAAAUGCACCAGCAUUAGAUGAUGUGUGUGUGUGUGUGUGUGUGUGUGUGUGUGUGUGUGUGUGAGAGUCAGACCACCACUGCUCUGGAUUCACUCCCUCUACAUUUGUGUAUCCUUCUCAUUUGUUUUGUUGUUUUCAUCCAGUGUAGGCUGGUGAUGAUCCAUCUGUGAUUUGCAGACGUUGUCGUGUUCUGUGUUGUGACUGGUUGAUGUGGAUUGACUGACGUAGACGUGCUGCUAAUUGGCGUAUUAAAACAAGAAGGUGUGGAGUUUAGGAGGGGAGAGAGGUUGGCCGAUUGAUUCCUAACAGAUACGUUUU
Micropterus salmoides (largemouth bass) is the source of this 7979-nucleotide messenger RNA. RefSeq names its product MAP/microtubule affinity-regulating kinase 4-like. Lineage: Eukaryota; Metazoa; Chordata; Actinopteri; Centrarchiformes; Centrarchidae. Gene Ontology annotation, biological process: intracellular signal transduction; protein phosphorylation; microtubule cytoskeleton organization. The record is from RefSeq and is a predicted model, not a curated record. Gene Ontology annotation, molecular function: ATP binding; tau-protein kinase activity; protein binding. The transcript is spliced from 16 exons. Gene Ontology annotation, cellular component: cytoplasm. The coding region runs from base 1076 to 3190 and encodes 704 amino acids.